AUGUCAUCAGAAAUAUCUCAAAACGUUAGAAAAGACAUGAGUGAGAAAGUCGACAAAGCUCAAGAUGCAGAGAUCAAUGUGGAGCCAGAACACAUGCAAGAAUUGGAGGUUGACGUUGGAAAAAUACUCAAUGAUGAUGGAUUGGAUGAUAUAGAAGGCGAUACAUCGCCAUAUCCUGAAGUUAGAGCUGUAGUUCCAGAUGUCGACGAUCAAUCCAUUCCUGUCAAUACUCUUAGGAUGUGGAUUUUAGGAUUUGCGUUUACUAUGAUUGGUGCUGGCAUCAAUCAAUUCUUCAGUCUCCGUUAUCCCUCAGUCCAUAUUGUCGCACUCGUUGCUGAACUUCUCGCAAUGCCCUUCGGCAUACUCUUGGCAAAGAUCCUACCACUCUGCACUCUCAACCUAGGUCCUUUAGGAAAAUGGUGCAUCAAUCCCGACAGACAUUUCAAUAUAAAGGAACAUACCGUAGUAACCAUUAUGAGCAACGUGAGUUUUGGAUACGGUAGCGCAGACUCAACGGGUAUUAUUCAAGCUGCGAAAGCAUUUUACAACUUCGAUUUGAAGCCCGGGUUCUCAAUUCUCGUUGUACUUUGUUGCCAGAUGAUGGGUUUCGGAGUUGCAGGACUAUCAUCUCCUUGGUUGGUAGAACCUGCUUCUAUAAUUUGGCCAGGGGUGUUAUCCAAUUGUGCUUUACUUUCCACGUUACAUUCUCGAGCCAAUGCCAUGGCCAAUGGCUGGAAGAUUAGUCGACUUCGAUUUUUUAUGUACGUUAUGGUUGGGGCAGGAGUCUGGUAUUUCUUCCCUGGAUUAAUAUUUGUGUCUCUUUCGUACUUUACAUGGGUUUGUUGGAUCGCCCCAAACAAUUUAAUUGUGAAUCAUCUGUUCGGAAUGGUUACAGGUCUUGGGUUGAGUCCUAUCACUUUUGAUUGGUCACAAGUUGCUUAUAACACGAAUCCUCUCCUCUCUCCGGCAUGGGCUGCUAUGAACGUAUUUGGUGGCUUCAUUAUUUUCUUUUGGAUUGUCACCCCGGGUCUUUAUUAUGCAAAUGUUUGGUACACAGCCUAUCUACCACUUUGUUCAGCUGAUGUAUAUGAUAAUACCGCAUCCCUCUAUAACGUUUCUCGGGUGAUGACUUCAGCAAAUACUCUAAACACAACUGCAUAUGCUGAAUACUCGCCUCCUUUUCUUCCCGCUACAUUUGCUUUCGUCUAUGGAAUAUCUUUUGCCGCCCUUACAGCUGUUCCUGUUCAUAUAUAUAUCUGGCAUGGUACUCAAAUCCGUGAUGCAUUCGCAGGUCGUACUAAAAUGGACAUCCACGCUCGCUUGAUGCGCCUCUAUUCCCAAACCCCUUGGUAUUGGUAUGGAGCUAUUACUAUUGUAAUAAUGAUACUAGGUAUUGUGAUGGUUGAGGUUUAUCAUACAACUUUACCAUGGUGGGCGGUUUUGCUAGCAGCAAUCAUUCCCGCAAUUUACAUGAUUCCAUGUGGUAUUAUUCAGGGGAUAACAAAUGUGGAUGCAAAUCAAUUGAAUGUUCUAGCCGAAUUUAUUGGGGGAUAUAUGUUUACUGGGCGACCAUUGGCAAACAUAAUUUUCAAGGUUCUUUCUACGGAUGUAGUAGGCCAAGGCCUGUACUUUGCACAAGAUAUGAAGUUAGGUCAUUACAUGAAAGUUCCACCUCGAACGCUCUUUUUCGCACAAGGAAGCGCCACUAUUCUUGGAGCUCUCACACAAGUAGGUGUAACUCUUUGGAUGCUUGGAAACGUCAAAGACAUCUGCUCGGAAGAUCAAUCAAAUGGUUUUACAUGUCCAAAUGGCCGUACAAUCUUUUCCUCAUCUGUCAUUUGGGGAGCAAUCGGCCCUGGACGAGUUUAUUCAAUCGGAAAGAUCUAUUCCGGUCUCUUGCACUUUUUUUGGAUCGGUGCAAUUAUGCCAAUUAUUACUUGGGUUAUUUGGAAGUACUGGAGGAAGAAUAACGGAGAAGAAAGAAAAUGGAUACGACUCAUCAAUUGGCCAUUAAUCUUUGUCGGAACCUAUAAUGUGCCGCCUGCUACGGGAAUUAACUAUAGUAGUUGGGCAUUAGUUAACUUGACCUUUAACUGGUGGAUAAAAGCGAAGUGGUUUGCAUGGUGGUCCAAAUACAAUUAUGUCUUAGCAGCUGCACUCGAUACAGGUCUUGCACUCUCGGCAAUCGUCAUAUUCUUCUGCAUCACGUAUCCUGGAGCUCAGUUUCCUGAUUGGUGGGGUUAA
Messenger RNA from Sclerotinia sclerotiorum 1980 UF-70, 2244 nucleotides. RefSeq lists its product as hypothetical. Lineage: Eukaryota; Fungi; Ascomycota; Leotiomycetes; Helotiales; Sclerotiniaceae. The record is from RefSeq and is a predicted model, not a curated record. Gene Ontology annotation, molecular function: oligopeptide transmembrane transporter activity. Gene Ontology annotation, biological process: transmembrane transport. The transcript is spliced from 8 exons. The coding region runs from base 1 to 2244 and encodes 747 amino acids.